CAGGACCUGUGAUCAUGGAUCACUCUUUCGCAGGCUCAGGCAGGUCAGGUCGCGAGUUCUACCAUUCGGGCCAUGAUGAUUACGACAAGCACGGCCGAGGAAGCUCGGGGUCCGGACACCGAUCAUCCCAAGGCGACAUGCGACCCGUCGAAGGGGAAAGAGAGACAUACAAAACAGCUGCCAAUCUUCUGGCCACAAUAAUGACGAUGAUAAAGGACGAUCCAGUUACUGAUGAAGGUCAAGGGUAUGCUCAUGAGCGAUCCGCCAAAAGUGGGUACAACUAUCGCGAGUCGUAUAACUCCGCACCACCCACGGGCUCCAAACAGAGCUUAGGCUACAACGAGCCCUUCAGUCGUCCGGGUGGAUUGGCAGGAGGCCCUGAUCGCUAUGACUACAAUGAGCCCCCCAGGGGCCAACAACACGGCCCCCAGGGCUAUGGAGGUGGCUAUGGAGGUGGCUAUGAUGAUCGCUGGGGCAGCGGGAAGGAGUUUUCUGAGCCUGGCAUCAUGUCCAAUAAGCACGGCUACAGAGGUCACGCAGAGCAGGCUGCAUUCAAGGCACCUGCAGAUAUGCGAGGCUUUUAUGGCCGUGGCCGCACCUCCCGUAACUUUCGCGGGCAGGUUGGCAGGCCAGGCUUCAACAACCGUGAGGGCCGCCCGCCGACAGACCACGGGGGAGCACCCUAUGGGUCGGGCUUCCGUGGCUACGGUACCAAACCAGGCCAGAGGGGCAGGCCCUUUGAUAGGGCUGGCAGAGACUUCACGGAUCGCAGGGACCGUGGGCGCGGGGGCACUCCGUCCUGGAGGGGCGCUGCGGCCGCGGAUUUCAGGGAGAAGAAGGUGGUGCCCUUGUUGGGGCUGACCGCUUCACGGAAGAAGAAGGCUGGCGGCCGAGACGAAAGCGGCGGUGGCGGCAGCGGUGGCAGCGGCGGUGGCGCCGGUGCCGGUGGCGCACCCAGCACAAGUCAGAAGCCUCAAAAGCCGACAGGCUCAGCAGGAGCUGGCACGGGCUCUGAGAAGCCAAGGGUGACGGACAAGCCGGCGGCCACCAGUGAAGAGACGGGCGCAAUUAAGAGGAAGUUGUCACCUUCUCUGGGACCAUCUGACAAGAAAGCCAGCAAUGAGGAGUCGGGCAGUAUCGUCGAGCCCGAAACCAAAAGGGUCAGACUCUCUACACAUGCUACUGUGUUCUCGUGCCCGCUGUGCCGCUUCCGCACAAAAUACGAGAGCGAGAUGGAGCAGCACAUGCAGAGCAAGUUUCACAUGGAGUCUCUGAGGCACCUUCAGGAGGGUUACGUGGAUGACCCCCACAUCUCCAAGACCAUUAAUGAGUUCAUCGAGCUGCGAUACCAGAAACGUAAGGCUUCAAAUCAGAUGUUAGGUGACCACUCGGACAAAGUCAUGCCCAGCAAUGCCAACGGAGACAACGUGAUAUUGGACGACAGCAUGGAAUCGAUGGAGGUUGUUCGCUGCUACGCCUGUAAUGCCAAUAUAUUUAACAUUACAUGGGUAAUUAAGAAACACAUGGAUUCUGAAGAACAUCAAUUUAAUAAAAAGAACUUCAAUAAUGAGCGGAAGCACAGUGUGCUCAUAAUUUGCAAGAGUAUCCUGCACAACCAAUGCAACUUCAAAACACUCAAAACCUUGAAUGAGAAAUACCAUAAAGAGGAGACUUCAGCAGUGGAGAGCUCCUCUUCAACGCCUGAAGAGAAAGUAAAAAAGAUUACGACUGCAGAUGACAAGAGCAAGGAUGACAAGACCACUGUUGGCAAGACCACCGUGGAGAAAAACGCCACCUUGAAGAAGACCGUCUUAAAAACGAGCGGCACGGAAGCCAGCGCUACGAAGGGUCAAAUCUCCAAGGGGACAUCAAAACCCAGAGCCAAGGUUGUACAGACUGGGAAGGUAGCGGCGAAGAAGGCAAAUGUUUUGGCCACAGAAAAAGCAAAAGAAAAGUUCCCGGCUAAAGACAUCGAUGUCAAGACCAGCAAUACGAAACAGAGCUCAGGAUCAAAGACGACAACCCUUCAAGUCGAGAGGGAAGAGAGCAUCAAUAAAGCAUUCGGAGAGGAUCUGAGCAAACAGGAAGAAGAAGAAGAAAGGAAUAAUGCAGAGCUUGAGCUGGAAAAGGCAGAGGAGGAGCAAUAUGAGGUUGUUGAGCCAGAUGAGGCAGAGAAUGAAGAGGCUUUGAAGAAUGAAUGCUUUGUGGUAGAGGAGGGGCUUCUCCUGAAGGCCAAGGAGAGUGAUGUUCUGCUCCAAGAUGACGAGCAACUUCUUGAGAUGUGCGAGGAAGAUGAGUCUCUUGAGAUGUGUGAGGAAGAUGAGCCUCUUGAGGUAGAUGAGGCUCCAGAAGAAGGUGACCCCGAUAGCCUGGACGAUGACACUUACUUGGAAGUUGACGCGUUGGCUGACGAUCACGACGCAUCAUUCGGCGACAAGCAGAGCGUGGGCGAUAAUGGGGAGGAAGAGUCGAAGAAUGAAGCCGACGAUGAUGUCAUCAUAAUCGAAUUUGAUGGAGACGCUGCCCUGCCAGCGAGCGUGGUCCCCACCGAUAUGAGCAAUAAUGGAAGUGAAAAGCCAUUAAAAUGCCCCCCUGUAGCAGAGGAUGCUACCACAACCACUGCACCUGCUCCGUGCACUCCGAUGCCAAUGGAUGCACUGCCACCACCUACUAUCAAAGCAGCAGCCAGAAAACCGAUUAAAGGAGUCACCAGGGUGGCUGGAGGAGCCAGAAAAGCAGGAGCAGCUGCAAAAACAAAGGCCAAACGGCCUGCAGGCAAUGCAGUAAAAGGUGGUAGGGUUAAGGCGAUUAAAUGGACAGUGGAGGCAGUUAGAGUAAGCAAGGUGGUGAAGAAGCCAGUGGUUGAGGCAAUCGGGGUGUUUGAGGAAACCGUUCUGCCAUCGGAAGAGGCUGCUGGAGAAAUGGCUGAAGCCGGCAAGAUGUUGAAUACAGCGAUCCAGGAGGUGGUCCAGGAACAUGCAAGCAAGCCUGCUGUGGAAGCCAUGGCUUGUGAGGAGGCCAAUGAAGUUGUGGGCUCGGAAAUGCCGCUCGGAGCAGAGGAGUCGAAGCAGGACGAGAGGAGCACUGCAGUGGCGCUGCCUGAGGUUGUGGUGAUGGAGGACGUUCUUCACCCGGCAAGAAGGGAAGGGCAAGCAUUGGCCGCGUCAGUCAGGGGCCGCGGGGCACGGGGUCGAUGCAAGCGAGGCAAGCGGAAGGCUGUGUAGAAUCGGAGGCCACAGUGACGUGCGGUGUGCCCCUUUGUGUAAGCGCUAAGAGUUAAACCAGUGUCAAUUUAUAUUAGCAAGUAGGUAUUAUUUGUAUUGCUUUUAUUUUUAGCGAUAUUUCUUGACAUUCUAAUUCAGGACUGUUCUCAAGUAAAAGCCAAUUCUUGUCAUACUAGCCUUUUGCCCGUCCAAGGACGGGUGUAUUGCAGUAAAUCUCAAACUUGCAAGCGAAAAGCAGACCGCGAUGUGAUAUUCAUUGCAUCCAUUCGUGUGCAAUUUGUAAGGGCGCGGUGACAGAGCUAUUUCCUUUUAAGGUUAUAUUCCCAAAUUCAUCAUGACAUCCUUUUUACUUCUAUGUCUCAAUAGCGUUACGGAGAUUGCGUGACGUGAGGGUUCUGCCUUUGUAGUGAGGGUUAUAAGUUGACGCUGAGUAGGGGGGAGGAGGCACCUCGCCCCCCCCCCCCCCCCCCCGUGUAGAUUGACGUCAGCCGCUAAUUAUUAUGAAUGGAGGGGGGGGGGGUGUCCAUUUGGAAGACAUCACCUUAUGAUUAUUAAUGAGGGGGGCUGUUGUAUGUGGAGUUGCGUCACCUGCUCAUGAUUAUUAAUGAGAGGGGCUGGUGGGUGUGGAGUGACGUCACAAGCGUUAAGGACAUUCCUGGGUGAUUAUAGUAGAUAUAUGAUAAGCCCCACCACUUAAUAAAAUCUUGGAUGCAUUA
Messenger RNA from Lethenteron reissneri (Far Eastern brook lamprey), 3940 nucleotides. RefSeq lists its product as uncharacterized. NCBI's taxonomy places the organism in Eukaryota, Metazoa, Chordata, Hyperoartia, Petromyzontiformes, Petromyzontidae. Gene Ontology annotation, cellular component: DBIRD complex; nucleus. Gene Ontology annotation, biological process: regulation of DNA-templated transcription elongation. Gene Ontology annotation, molecular function: DNA binding. The record is from RefSeq and is a predicted model, not a curated record.